Priapulus caudatus is the source of this 2621-nucleotide messenger RNA. Its product is annotated as centrosomal protein cep57l1-like. The transcript is spliced from 10 exons. The record is from RefSeq and is a predicted model, not a curated record. The coding region runs from base 149 to 1483 and encodes 444 amino acids. Lineage: Eukaryota; Metazoa; Priapulida; Priapulimorpha; Priapulimorphida; Priapulidae. Gene Ontology annotation, molecular function: gamma-tubulin binding; identical protein binding; microtubule binding. Gene Ontology annotation, cellular component: centrosome.
CACUUUACAGCUCCUCGUUCAAAAAGAAGAAUUGUGAUUUUGUCAGAAUUGAUGAUUAGAAGAAAAUGUUUUGUUUACUUCUUACGAACGCCCGUAUCUAUUUUCUACUGGUAUAGCCUACGGUUGAGCAUCUCUGCCAUCACAAAGCAUGGAGGUGUAUUCACCAAGGGACUUCAACUCUGACACCAAUUACAAAGGUGUAAUUGAAGCAUUGCGCAACCUACGAGAUAAGAUAAGGCAAGUCGACAAUGAGCGAAGUAAGUCGGACGCGAAGACUGACCCGAAAUCAGCAUCUGAGGGUGAGGAGGGGCAGGAGCACAAGCCGCCCAACCAGCAGACACUAGGGAAAGCAGCGCCGGGCGCGCCAGAGUCGUGUCGCAUGCAUCGCUGCAUCCUAGAAACACAGUGCGACAACAUGCGCUGGCUGUACGAAAACGCGCAGCGAGAGAUGGCGCUACUGCAGCAGACCGCCGGCGCGCGAGAGACGACGCGCUCCGACCUCGAGCAUCGACUCGCCAAACUGGACAAGCUCGAGAGCGAUUACAUUCGGCUGUCUGCCUCGCAGAGACUUGCACAGAUGAAGAUGAAAAAGCUAGAAGAGGAGGAGGAGAGACAAAGACAGGAGAUGCAGGAGCUCCUUGCUCAGGUGACGUCUAAUCCCCCGAAGUCACGUGACAAUGGUAGGAGGACAGCGUCGGUCCAGACACAAAGACGGAGGCCGGAAGCCAACUCACGGCAGAGCUCCGCCCGAUCCGAACAUUACCAAGUGAACUUUGCCGAAAUUCCAUUCGUAGUUGGCACGGCCACAAGUAAAAGUCAUUCCGUAGGUGGCAACAUACAGGGAAUGCUUGCUGCAUUAAAAACGCACAGUUCACUGUGUGACAAGUCGCCCAAAGCGAGAAAGCUCACCGCGACCCAACCUCUACCGUCAUCUAGUCACUGCAGUGCGUCAGAGUUGAGCGAGUUGAUGGCAGCACUGGAGAAGGAAUUCAGUCUCCUGGCUAUACGUCACGAGGAGCUUCAGCGUCAAAUGUCGAACACGCGGGACGCCGGCGUAAGAGAUGACAUAGCGAGCGCGGUCGAACGACUCGUCAACCGUAUGGACAGCAAGGGACACCAGAUCGCGCAGUUGCGCAAGCAUCUGGAGAAGGUGAAAAAGUGUGCCGAAGCAGAUCAGGUGUAUUCGUCUAGGACAUCGAUUCCUCAGGUCGGCAAUAGAGUGCAAUCCAACACAACCCGACCUUCUACUGCCACGCGAGAGAGCAGGGCGGGGAAAGCGCGCGUCGUCACGGCAACGGAGUCGCCCGGUUUCAAGCGGCGCAUCAGCCGGCCCAAGACUGCGCAGACGACGACCCGCGUGCAUUCCGCCGAACGCCCGCUGUCGCCCUCUGGUAGACGAUCGCGACAGGAGAGCCUCGAGCUGCUUAAGAACGUGCGGACGAUAACGUCGACUCUGUCGCGCGAUGAUAUCUGCUGGGAGUAGGCGCCCGUGGUGAUGAUGGUGAUGAUGAUGGCGGUGGUGAUGACGGCAGUGGGUUCGUGGGUGGCAAUAUCAGCGUGGAGGUCGAGUGCGGCAUUGAUUUUGAAAGUAUGGUGAGGCAAUGUUGAGCUGUCGUUCCUGUGUGCGCUGUUUGCCGCUGGCAUCAUUGUGUCCGUGCUGAACCAUGGAAGCUGGCUUUCAAAUUUAUGCAUUUACUUGGUCGAAUAUAGUGUGAUAAUAGUUUUGUUAGCUCAAGUUUGUAACUGUUGUAGAACAAGAAUAGCAUGUGGCAGUUUUGUGAGCAAAUUACGUUAGAUAUAUAUCUAUAUAAAAUAACAUUUGAGAUAGAUUUAUAGCCAACAUUGGCGUUUAGCUUGACAUAGUACAUUUGGAUCAGUGAUUCAGGCAGUAGUAAUGGGAGUCGUGUUAGUGGAUGGUCAGUAUACAUCACAAACUGUCAUUGCAGCAAAUUAGAGUCUAAUAACCUGUUAUUACAAUAUUCUAGCCAAACAAGUUUGAUUGCUAUUCAGCAAUAAGCUUCUAGUCUCACUGUGUUAUAAAAACGUUGAUAAUUUUGCAUGGAAUUUUAUCGAAACCAUGAAGUAUUCGCAGUGAUGGAUGCAUUUAUUAGUUUUAUAAAUUCAGUGUGAUGAGAGAUCACAGGGAUGCGUAGUGGAGAGAAAAACGUGUUAGUUAUCGAAUGCGUUGUUUUUAAGAGUAGGAGCGAUACGGUGACCGCCUGUGCCCAAGCCAGCGUGUGGGUCGGCUUCAUUGAACUGGGGCUACUUAAUAAUUGUCGACACGGUUGACCGUGGUUACACCUCACAUUUUCUCAGAUAAUUUUUCCAUAGGAGAGAAUAGAAGGUAGACGGAGGAGAGCUUGAUGAAUCCUUCAUUAGCCAAUGUCGUUUUUAGACGUUUUUACAUUCCAACGCUAUAUAUAUAUGUGCCAUCUAAGCAAGUUUAAUCCUACCGUAUUAGAAUAUACAUCUAUGGUUCGUCGGACACCUAUAUGUGUGGACUUUCAUCGUAGAUGUAUCUUGCAGUUUGAUAUUGAUUUAAAUGUGUGUAUGUUUCUGCACAUACAUUCGUUAUGGCGUGCAAGUUCAUGCAUCAAAAUAAAAGUAUAUAUUUAUCAUAU